GAAAUAUAGGGAUUGUGUGCGCGGUGGGGAGGGAGAGCGGAGAGCGGCACCCGGCUGGUUUCCAGGAGGAGCCCUUUUCUCCCUCUCGUUGCAUGUUAGGCAUUUUUGCACAGCUUUCUCCCCCCACCCCCUCCCCGCCGGGGCAGGGUUACCUCUGCCGCCUGCUCUCCGCAUCUCUGGUGGGGAGCGAAGCAGCCAACUCCGCUGCGAUCGGAAAGCGGCCAGAGACCAUUUUAUGUGAGCGAGCCGGGUGGGAAGAAGCGGAGAGAAACCGUCGCAGGGACACACACGGAUAUAAAGACUUGUCUUCUGCCUCCCCCCCGCUCCCUCCCCCUUGUAAAUACUAAAUCUGAGAAGGCAGCCAUUUGACAUCCACCCUGAGCAGCGGCUAUGGGGUGUUUGGGCAACAGCAAAACGGAGGAUCAGCGUAUCGAUGAGAAAGCGCAGCGAGAAGCCAACAAAAAAAUAGAGAAGCAGUUGCAGAAAGAGAGGCUGGCUUAUAAAGCGACACACCGCUUGCUGCUGCUGGGGGCUGGUGAGUCAGGAAAAAGCACUAUUGUGAAACAAAUGCGAAUCCUACAUGUCAAUGGAUUUAAUUCAGAAGAAAAGAAACAGAAAAUACUGGACAUUCGGAAAAACGUGAAAGAUGCGAUUGUGACUAUAGUUUCAGCUAUGAGCACUUUAAUACCCCCAGUUCCAUUGGCCAACCCAGAAAACCAAUUUCGAAUGGACUACAUCAAGAGUAUAGCUCCUCUUUCUGACUUUGACUAUACACAGGAGUUCUUUGAACAUGCAAAAAAGCUCUGGGAUGAUGAAGGUGUAAAGGCGUGCUUCGAGAGGUCAAACGAAUAUCAGCUGAUUGACUGUGCACAGUACUUUUUAGAAAGAAUUGACAGCGUCAGCAUGGAUGACUACACACCCACAGAUCAGGACCUAUUAAGAUGCAGAGUGUUGACAUCAGGGAUUUUUGAAACAAGAUUUCAAGUAGAUAAAGUAAAUUUCCACAUGUUUGAUGUAGGUGGCCAGAGAGAUGAGAGAAGAAAGUGGAUCCAAUGCUUUAAUGAUGUCACAGCUAUCAUCUUCGUUGUGGCUUGCAGUAGCUACAACAUGGUAAUAAGGGAAGACAAUAACACAAACAGACUACGGGAAUCCCUGGACCUUUUCAAAAGCAUCUGGAAUAAUAGGUGGUUACGGACCAUUUCUAUCAUUUUAUUCUUGAAUAAACAAGACAUGCUGGCUGAAAAAGUCUUGGCAGGGAAAUCAAAAAUUGAAGAUUACUUUCCUGAAUACGCGCAUUAUACUGUACCUGAGGAUGCAAUACCAGAUGCAGGAGAAGACCCCAAAGUCACAAGAGCCAAGUUCUUCAUCCGGGAUGAGUUUUUAAGGAUAAGUACAGCGAGUGGGGACGGCCGGCAUUACUGCUACCCACACUUCACAUGUGCAGUGGACACAGAAAACAUCCGCAGAGUGUUCAACGACUGCCGAGACAUCAUCCAGAGGAUGCACCUCCGCCAGUACGAACUCUUGUGAGGGGGAUCACCAUGGAACCUGUGGUUUUAAAUUCUUUGCUCCUUACUCUUUCUCUUGAUACUACCCCACACAGGGUGGAAGAAUAUACUAUAGAAAAGUCA
Messenger RNA from Melospiza georgiana, 1631 nucleotides. RefSeq names its product G protein subunit alpha L (gene GNAL). NCBI's taxonomy places the organism in Eukaryota, Metazoa, Chordata, Aves, Passeriformes, Passerellidae. The transcript has 12 exons. Gene Ontology annotation, molecular function: GTPase activity; G-protein beta/gamma-subunit complex binding; GTP binding. Bases 391 to 1530 code for a protein of 379 amino acids. Gene Ontology annotation, biological process: adenylate cyclase-modulating G protein-coupled receptor signaling pathway. Gene Ontology annotation, cellular component: heterotrimeric G-protein complex. The record is from RefSeq and is a predicted model, not a curated record.